Metarhizium robertsii ARSEF 23 is the source of this 1320-nucleotide messenger RNA. Its product is annotated as eukaryotic translation initiation factor 3 subunit 6. Gene Ontology annotation, cellular component: cytoplasm; nucleus; eukaryotic translation initiation factor 3 complex. Lineage: Eukaryota; Fungi; Ascomycota; Sordariomycetes; Hypocreales; Clavicipitaceae. Bases 1 to 1320 code for a protein of 439 amino acids. Gene Ontology annotation, molecular function: translation initiation factor activity. Gene Ontology annotation, biological process: translational initiation. The transcript is spliced from 2 exons. The record is from RefSeq and is a predicted model, not a curated record.
AUGGAGGAUAUCCUGACGGCCGUCUCGGCCGAUGGUUCAUCGAUUAUGCCCAAGUUGGCACCGCACCUUAGCAGACACCUGCUGUUCCCGCUCAUUCAGUUCGAGGGCGACCAGGCCGAGGAGAAGGGCGAAGAUGAAAAGGCCAAGAAGAUCUUGUCGGGGAAAAUCAAGCUGCUGGAGGACACCAAUAUGACCGACUACGUUGCGACUCUGUACUGCGAAUUGCAUGGCGCUUCCGACCCGCCCGCCGAAUACACCAAGAAGAGACAGGAUGUUUUGGCGCAGCUGGAGAAAUAUGAGCAGGCUACUGCUAAGAUUGCCGACCUUCUGACGCAGGAUGAGGUUGUUAAUGGUCUUCGAAGCGACAAGGUUGCCAACUUGGAGUUUCUGAAGAACCAGCACGGAGUUACGAUGGAAAUGGUCAACGCACUCUAUGACUUUGGACAGUUCCAGUUCCGAUGUGGUCAGUAUGGCCCGGCCGCCGAUAUGCUGUACCAGUUCCGCGUCCUCUCCACCGACAACGACAAGGUCUCUGCCUCAACCUGGGGCAAGCUGGCUUCCGAGAUUCUCUCUACAAACUGGGAGUCAGCCGUCGAUGAGCUCAAGAACGUCAAGGAGGGCAUCGACUCGAAGCUCUUCAACAACCCGCGCGCCCAGCUCGACCACCGAACCAUGCUGGUCCACUGGUCUCUCUUCCCCCUGUUCAACUGGGAGGGUGCCCGCGAGCCCAUCCUCGACAUGUUCUUCUCCGCGGCCUACAUCAACACCAUCCAGACCUCCUGCCCGUGGAUCCUGCGGUACCUGAUCGCUGCCGUCAUCACCGGCCGUACCCGCGCGCGAAACAGCUCUACCCAGCAGAAGCAGCUCAAGGACAUUGUCCGCUACGUGCGCCAAGAAGCCUACGAGUACGCCGACCCAAUCACACAGUUCGUCAACGCCCUCUACAUUGCCCAUGACUUCAACGCCGCCCGCGAGGCCCUCCGCCAGGCUGAGGAUGUCUGCCGCAGCGACUUCUUCCUCGCCUCUUCUGCCGACGCCUUUGUCAACGCCGCCCGCCACCUCAUCUGCGAGAGCUACUGCAAGAUCUUUAGCCGCAUGAAUAUUCGCGACCUCAGUGCCAAGCUAGGCCUCAACCCCGACGAGGGGGAGAAGUGGAUCGUCAAUCUGAUCCGGGAGACUCGACUCGAUGCCAAGAUUGACAGCCAGGACGGCACCGUCAUCAUGAACCACCCUCCCAACAAUGUCUACCAACAAGUCAUUGAGAAGACCAAGGGCGGAUUCUUCAGAACACAGGUCCUCAACGCCGCCGUUUCCAAGUAA